Adineta ricciae is the source of this 2319-nucleotide messenger RNA. The record is from the annotation of a GenBank genome assembly. Lineage: Eukaryota; Metazoa; Rotifera; Eurotatoria; Adinetida; Adinetidae.
AUGAUUGCCGAGAUUUUGCACGGUAUUGGAACUAUUAGAGAUAAGCAAGAAAAAUACGGUCAAGCGCUGAAAUUCUAUGAACAAAGUCUGUCGAUAUUGAAGAAUUAUUAUUCAUCAGCUCAUCUUGAUAUUGUUUGUUUUUUACAUUACAUUGGUAAUGCGUAUUCAAAUGAUGGGAAUUAUGAGAAAGCUCUUUAUUAUCAACAGGAAGCGUUGACGAUGUUGGAGACAUAUUAUCCAUCAUAUCUUUUACGUAUUACAAGUUCUCUCAACUACUUCGGAAAUAUCUUGAGAAAACAGCAGAAACUGGAUGAAGCUUUCGAUGUCUACAAACGAGCAUUAACGAUUCUCGAAGAAAAUUCCGGAUCUGACCAUACUGGUUGGACAUCAACUCUUACUAAUAUUGGUCAAAUUUACUUCAUGAAAGAACAUUAUGAUGAAUCGCUGAUUUACUAUGAACGAGUGUUGAAAAUACGUGAGAAGAAUUAUCCACCUGAUCAUAUUUCUAUUUCUUAUAGUUUGAAUAAUAUUGGUGAUUUAUGUCAAAAAAGAAACAAAUUUGAUGAAGCUUUGAUGUAUAAACAGCAAGCACUCGCCAUCCAAACGGCAUAUUAUCCAACAGGUCAUUCGUGUAUCAUUGCAACUCUAGAAUCAAUUGGUGAUAUAUACAAAGACCAAAACAAUAAUGAGGAAUCUUUGAAUUUCUAUCAAAAAGGAUUAGAAGUGCGGAAACUUGUUUAUCCUCUAUAUAGUACCAAGGUUGCUUAUAGUUUGAACUAUGUGGGUAUUAAACUUCAAGAACAAAACCAAUCGGAUCGAGCUCUUGAACAUUAUCAACAAGCAUUAGCAAUAGUAGAGAAAAUCGAUUCAAGUAAUUAUAUAUUGAUUGCUGCAAUCUUAGGAAACAUUGGUAAUACAUUAUCUUCACAAAAGAGAUUUGAAGAAGCUUUCGAUUUUCAACAACGUUCAUUAAGCCUACGAAAAACGCAUUGUCCAUCCGAGUAUGCAAGUAUUGCUUUGAAUUAUAAUAGUAUGGGAGAUAUUAGAUACCAAGAAGAUAAGUACGAACAGGCACUGGAAUUCUUUCAGAAGGCUUUAACAAUAAAAGAACAAUUCAAUCCAAUAGAUUAUACAUUCAUCGCCUUGCUUUUAUAUAAUAUUGGUUAUGCUUUGUCUGGACAAGGAAAAUAUGAUGACGCUUUCGAGUCUUUUCAUAGAUCAUUAAAAAUGAGGGAAAUAUAUUGUCCCUUGGAGCAUGAAAAUAUCGCUUCGAGUUACUGCGCGAUGGGAAGUGUUCGGUACACUCAAACCAAGUACAACGAGGCGCUCGAGUUUUAUCAACAAGCGUUAGAAAUCGAAAAGAAGUACUAUUCGGUUAAUUACGCCUUCGUCUCCAUACUUUUAACGAUGAUCGCUCAUUGUUUCUUUUCACAAAAGGAAUAUGAUGAUGCAUUCGAAUUUUAUCGACAAUCAUUCGACAUGCGUGAAGAGUAUUGUCCCUUCGAAGAAGUGAAUAUGGCUGACAACCUACGAUUCAUGGGUAUUAUAAGGAACAUUAACGAUGAGUAUAGUGAAGGACAGAAGUUUUUUGAAGAUGCAGUGAAUAUUUACGUGAAGUAUUGUCCAGCCACUCUUCGAAAGACAGUUGCUAUGCUUGGUGAUAUGAUCGUCUCUUCAAAUAAUAAUCAAAAGUUAGAAGAUGAACUCGCGUACCGAGAGCGGUUGUUGUCAAUUCAAGAGAAAUAUUAUGAAGAAUUCUGUGUAGAUAUGAUCAGCAACUUACAAGAGAUUGCUCGUCUCAAAUUCAAUCAGAGCAAUUACGAAGAUUUUAUUGAACUUUAUUUACGAAUACUACUGAUGCUCAAAGAAUUGACUCCAACCGAUCAUGAUUCAAUCACACAUGCUCUCGACCAGUUAGCACUCGCAUGUUUCAAAAGAGAAGCCUAUGAUCAUGCAACCGGGUAUCUUGAAUUUGCUAUCAGAAUAGGCGAAUCUAGUUUGUCCCUUGAAAGUUUACAAAUACUAUUAUCACAUCUCAGUACAGUCAAUACACAUCGUCGUCAAUACGAAUCCUCGUUGAUGUAUGCAAAUCAAAUUUUCUUGAUACGUGAAAGAAUAUUGCCAGCAAAUGAUCCGCUGAUUGCCGACAUCUUGUCUAACAUUGGUACAUGUUACGAAAAUCUUCAUCAGUUGCAAACAGCACUGGAGUAUUAUUAUCGAGCAUUGUCUAUCUAUGAGCAACAUCCAGCAAGUUUACACGAUCAAGAAAUGAUAGAGGAAGCUAUUCAACGUGUUUCAUCGAUACUAAAUGCAGAAUGA